UUUGUGUCUAAUUAAUUAGCUUUUUCAACAGCGUAGCUCAUGGGUGGAUUUUUCCUUUAAGACUGCCAUCUCUCUCCUGGUGCUUACCAGCUCCUGAUCUCUAGCUACACCUACGACCACACAAGAAAGAAGAAACACCUACUACCCAAAGGAGAAGAAAGAGAGAGGUUUCCAAGCACCAUGGCGGACCGACUGGCGGUUGGGUUGGCGAAAUCGGUAGUGGUGGGGGCGAUCACCAAGGUCCAGUCGGUGAUCGAGGAGGACGCCAAGCUCCGGGAGAAGGUGAAGCGUGACCUCGUAUCCAUCACUUUGGAAUUCGAGAUGAUGCAGUCCUUCCUGGACGACGCCAACGAGGAGAUGAAGAGCAAAGUGGUGAGGACCUGGGUGAAGCAUAUUCGCCAGCUCGCCUACGAUGUAGAAGACUGCGUCGAAAAUGUUGUUCAGCUGGACGACAAGCCGGUCUUUUGGCGCAGAUUGCUGCCAUCUUGCAUGGUAGAGCCAUUGCAGCUUGACCAGGCGGUCGAGGAGAUAGAGCAGCUCAAGGGCAGGGUGGAGGAGGUCAACAACUGCUACAGGCGCUACAACCUCAUCAACGAGUCUGUAGGGUCGUCCAAGCCGGCGGUCGUCAUACAUCAGCCACAGCCGCCAGUGCCUGGAGCAUCAGACAUGCUCUGCAAGGCAAGAGACGCCACCCAGAGGCGGCAGGGCACCUUUGGUGAUCUCACUCGGUUGAUCAGCAAGGAAGACAACAAGCUUCAAGUGAUCUCCCUGUGGGGGUCAGCCAGCGAUCAUGGGACAACAUCCAUCAUCAGGGAGACCUUCACUCACUCUGAAAUCUGUCAAGACUUCACUUACCGCGCCUGGGUGAAGUUGAUGCAUCCUUUCAGUCCCUACGGAUUCAUCCGGAGCUUGAUGGCCCAGUUCUACGCAAACUCUUGCAAAGAAGAAAAUGCUGCAACUGCAGGUAUGCAUGUCCUGAUGAAGAUGGAGGCUGCCCAGGCACAUCUGUUCAAUGAGUUUAAGCAGCUAAUCUUGGAGAAGAAGUACUUAAUCGUCCUGGAAGGCCUUUCUACCAUGGUAGAUUGGGAUACUAUCAGGACUUUCCUUCCUGACAAAAAGAAUGGCAGUUGUAUCAUCUUGUCCACACAAGAACCCGAAAUAGCAAGCUUGUGCGUCGGCCACUUUUAUGAUAUAUUGGAGUUCAAAAAAUUCUCAGAUGAUCAUUCUGUUUGUGUUCUCUUCAAGGAACCACCGGUGGAUGAAGCCAGACAAAGUUCUCCAUCUGGAAAGAAAAUGAAAGAUGCAGAACAGUGGAUGGAGGAUAAUCUCCUUGUUGGACGCGAAUCUCAAAUAAAUGAACUUCGUAGGUGUCUUGCUGGAGCACGUUUCCCAAACUCCCAAGUGGUGUCUGUCUGGGGAAUGGCUGGCAUUGGGAAAUCACAUCUGAUCAGAUACUUGUACUUCAAUAGGAUGUUCCACACCAAGCAAUUUCAAAAGUACAGUUGGGUGGAUGUACCACAUCCAUUCAAUUUAAGGGGUUUCUCUCGAAGCUUACUUUUGGAUUUAUUUUCAGAAGAAGACCCCAUUAAACAAUGUCGCGAGCUCCUUGAACAAUAUCAAUGUCUUGUUGUUAUCGAUAAUCUCAGAUCUAAAGAAGAAUGGGACUUGAUACAAGCUGCCUUGUUAUCUAGACGUUCAUCAAGCGUUAUCAUUGUGAUUACAACUGAAGCAAGUAUAGCUAGCUACUGCACAAAUAUUGAAGCAAACGUGAAUGUUCGUUGUCUAGACGAUGAUGCAGCCUUUGAUCUAUUCAGGCAAGAGGUACUCAAGAUGAAUCCAACGUCCCCUUUAGCGCAUUAUCGUAACAUGGAGUUAGAUGAUCUAAUUUUAAAGUGUGGAGGCAUACCCACAGUAAUAGCUGCUAUAGCCGGGCUACUGGCCCCAUUGACGGUUACGGGGAUGGACACUGUAUACUCUUUGCACAGCAGAUUCAUGCAUCAUCUGGAGAACAACCCGGAGUUGGAUGGUCUACAAGAUCUAUUACGUUGGAUGCAUUCCAUCAUACUUAAUCCUCCAGAUUUCCUCAAGCCAUGUAUUUUCUACCUGUCAAUUUUCCCUCGAGGCUGCUACAUUCGACGGAGGCGACUAUUGAGGCGGUGGAUUGCAGAGGGCUACUCCAAGGAAAGUGUGGACAGAAACGCGGAGGAGAAUGCAGAGAGUUUCUUCUCCGAGUUGGUUCAGUUGAGCAUAUUCAAGCAGCUAGGCACCAGCGCUUCUACAAGGGUGGGAUUUUACCAGGUCAACAGUUUCAUUCGUGCGUAUAUAAUCUCACGAAGCACAGAAGAGAACCUUGUCUUUGAGCUGGCGGCAGGUCGUGCCUUAAACACCCCAAGUAGAGGGCGUCACCUUGUUAUACUGGAAAACUGGGACAGAGACAGGAUUCUGUAUGAGCGCAUGCACUUCUCGCGGCUAUGGUCACUCACAGUGUUUGGGAAGUGGGAGUCAUUCUUCAUCUCAAAAACUAUGAAGCUGCUCCGGGUGCUUGAUUUAGAGGACGCACAGGGUGUAACAGACAAUGAUCUUCACAUGAUGGUCAAGCUACUGCGUCACCUCAAGUUCCUCUCUUUACGAGGAUGUCAUGAGAUCUGCCAUCUGCCAAGAUCAUUGGGUGAGCUGAGGCAGCUCCAGACACUGGAUGUCAGGCAGACCUCCAUAGUCACCAUUCCAGUGAGCAUCACUGAGUUACAAAAGCUGCAGUACAUUCGUGCUGGCCUCACCAUACACGUUGCGUCUGCAGUUCCAUCCAAUAGCUGGUUCUGCAGACGCCCUCAUCUUGUUGGUGUUAAGGUGCCUAGCGGGAUUGGAAAACUCACGGCAUUGCACACGCUUGGCGUUAUCGAUGUCGCAGCUUCAGGGCGGGUGGCCAUUAUUAAGGAGCUCAGGAAGCUCACACAGUUGCGCAAGCUCGGAGCAUCUGGCAUCAAUAAGUACAACGGCAAGGGGUUCAUCACGGCAAUCUCAGCUCAUGUCCAUUUGGAAUCAUUAUCAGUGCAUCUCGACCAGGACAAUAAGGGUUGCUUGGAUGACAUCUCCCUGCCUUGGGAGAACCUACAGAGCCUUAAGCUGUAUGGGCUUGGAGAUAAGUUGCCACAACCGAGGAGCCAGUUUACCAGGCUGAGGAAGUUGGCUCUGGAGAUGGACACUUUAAUGCAAAAUGAUAUUGAUUUCCUUGCCAACCUACCAGAACUAUGUAUUCUACGCCUUCGAGUGAAACAGCAGCUUCAGGGUGGUAGGCUCCAUUUUUAUGCCGAGAUGUCUGGAGAGCAGUUGGACACCUUCGAAAAGGUGAAGAUCCUCGAGAUUGCUUGCUGCACCAGCGAGUUACAUGUGACAUUUGGAUCAAAAUCAAUGCAAAAUCUUGAGCUGCUCACGCUUGACUACACCAGUGCAUCAUAUCAGCUUGCCGGCCUGAAAAAUCUAUUUGAACUGAAGCAUGUCUUACUCAAGGGUACCAAUGAUGAAGCAUUCAGGGCAGAGUUUGCGAGCCAUCUUGCCAGUCAUCCAAGGCAACCUGUCGUGAAGCUGGAGGCACUACCACGCUCGUCCUGAAGGGUCGACAUUGUCUCUGUUUAUUUUCCUUCAUUUUUCUUUUACCUACCGCUAGCUUGCUUUGCGUAAAGACUUUGUACUCGGGGUCUUUUCUUCUUGCUGGUUACAUGCACAUGCAUGUAUGUUCCUUCGUAGAAAUACACCAUACUCUACCGGCAGUUUUGUAUUUCUGCUUACCUUCAUUGUGAGGUUGAUGCUCAUUUGUUCACAGAGGGAGUAUCUUGUAAUGGCAUGAUGAUUAUUGAUACAUACUCCCUCUGUAAAGAAAUCUAAGAGCGUUAAGAUCACUAAAAGUAGUAAUCUAAACGCUCUUAUAUUUCUUUACGGAGGGAGUAUCAAUUAUGGAAGCCUGUCAUACA
Messenger RNA from Aegilops tauschii subsp. strangulata, 3968 nucleotides. Its product is annotated as disease resistance protein Pik-2-like. Gene Ontology annotation, molecular function: ADP binding. Gene Ontology annotation, biological process: defense response to other organism. NCBI's taxonomy places the organism in Eukaryota, Viridiplantae, Streptophyta, Magnoliopsida, Poales, Poaceae. The record is from RefSeq and is a predicted model, not a curated record.